Messenger RNA from Capsella rubella, 1810 nucleotides. Its product is annotated as T-complex protein 1 subunit zeta 2. Bases 75 to 1682 code for a protein of 535 amino acids. NCBI's taxonomy places the organism in Eukaryota, Viridiplantae, Streptophyta, Magnoliopsida, Brassicales, Brassicaceae. The record is from RefSeq and is a predicted model, not a curated record. Gene Ontology annotation, cellular component: chaperonin-containing T-complex. Gene Ontology annotation, biological process: protein folding. Gene Ontology annotation, molecular function: ATP hydrolysis activity; ATP binding; ATP-dependent protein folding chaperone. The transcript is spliced from 15 exons.
UCGCUCUCGCUCUCGCUCUCUAGUUCAGUCUCCAGUUUCUCACUUCGUGUGCUCACGCCAAGGUUAUCGAAAAAAUGUCUGUACGAGUUCUGAAUCCUAAUGCCGAGGUUCUCAACAAAUCGGCGGCGCUUCAUAUGACAAUCAACGCCGCCAAGGGUUUGCAGGAUGUGCUCAAGUCGAAUCUCGGUCCUAAAGGAACAAUCAAGAUGCUUGUUGGUGGUUCGGGGGAUAUUAAGCUCACCAAGGAUGGGAACACGCUUUUGAAGGAAAUGCAAAUUCAGAAUCCAACAGCCAUUAUGAUUGCGAGGACAGCCGUGGCACAAGAUGACAUAAGUGGUGAUGGUACUACUUCCACUGUCAUCUUCAUUGGCGAACUUAUGAAACAGUCUGAUCGCUGCAUCGAUGAAGGUAUGCAUCCACGUGUCCUAGUUGAUGGUUUCGAGAUUGCUAAAAAAGCUACUCUUCAAUUUCUUGAGAACUUCAAGACCCCUGUUGUUAUGGGUGAUGAAGUUGAUAAAGAGAUGCUGAAAAUGGUUGCCAGAACAACACUAAGAACUAAGUUGUACGAAGGUUUGGCUGAUCAACUGACUGACAUUGUCGUUAAUUCAGUUCUCUGCAUUCGAAAGCCUGAGGAAGCUAUUGAUCUGUUUAUGGUGGAAAUAAUGCACAUGCGUCACAAAUUCGAUGUUGACACACGAUUGGUUGAGGGGCUUGUUCUGGAUCAUGGUUCAAGACACCCUGACAUGAAACGACGCGCAGAAAAUUGCCACAUCCUAACUUGUAAUGUAUCAUUGGAGUAUGAGAAGAGUGAAAUUAAUGCAGGAUUUUUCUACUCUAAUGCGGAGCAGAGGGAAGCCAUGGUUACCGCAGAAAGGCGAUCUGUUGAUGAAAGAGUUAAGAAAAUAAUCGAGCUGAAGAACAAGGUGUGUGGUGAUAAUGACAACUUUGUUAUCAUAAAUCAAAAGGGUAUUGACCCACCAUCACUGGAUCUUCUUGCUAGAGAAGGGAUUAUUGCUCUUAGGAGAGCAAAGAGGAGGAAUAUGGAACGCUUAGUUUUGGCCUGUGGUGGAGAAGCUGUGAAUUCUGUUGACGACUUGACCCCUGAGUCUCUUGGAUGGGCUGGACUUGUCUAUGAGCACGUUCUUGGGGAGGAAAAGUACACCUUUGUGGAGCAAGUGAAGAAUCCUAAUUCAUGUACUAUCCUCAUAAAAGGGCCUAAUGAUCACACUAUUGCCCAAAUUAAGGAUGCUGUUCGUGAUGGUCUAAGAUCAGUCAAGAACACCAUAGAAGAUGAGUGUGUUGUGUUAGGAGCAGGAGCUUUUGAAGUUGCUGCAAGGCAACACUUAAUCAAUGAAGUCAAGAAAACUGUUCAAGGGCGUGCCCAACUUGGCGUUGAAGCUUUUGCUAAUGCCCUUCUCGUGGUACCAAAGACACUAGCAGAAAAUGCAGGUCUUGAUACCCAAGAUGUGAUCAUUUCUCUUACGAGUGAGCAUGACAAAGGGAACGUCGUAGGACUGAACCUUCAGGACGGUGAACCAAUUGACCCGCAGCUUGCUGGUAUUUUCGACAAUUACUCAGUGAAACGUCAACUUAUUAAUUCAGGGCCAGUGAUUGCGUCACAAUUGCUUUUGGUGGACGAAGUGAUUCGUGCAGGAAGAAAUAUGAGGAAGCCUACUGCUUGAAGUUCUUUGUUUUUAACUCGCUUUCUUCUUUCUAAGCACCUCAAAUUUUUGUUCCUUGGUUUGAAUCCUGAAUGUUGUGAAUCCUAUGUCUUUUUUACUAUGAGAAUCAUCUUUGAACCUGAUCUCUA